AUGACAGCCACAGCCCAGCAGCCCACCAAAGCCCAGCCCGUGCACCUCACCACGCCGGCGGCGGCCGCCAACGCGCCGGUGCCAGCCGCGGGUGGCGACCCCCAGGCGCAGCUGGAGGCCGACAAGAGGGCUGUCUACAGGCACCCUCUGUUCCCGCUGCUGACGCUGCUCUUUGAGAAGUGUGAGCAGGCCACGCAGGGCUCGGAGUGCAUCACCUCAGCCAGCUUCGAUGUCGACAUCGAGAACUUUGUCCACCAGCAGGAGCAGGAACACAAGCCCUUCUUCAGCGACGACCCCGAGCUGGACAACCUGAUGGUGAAGGCCAUCCAGGUGCUGCGCAUCCACCUCCUGGAGCUGGAGAAGGUCAAUGAGUUGUGCAAGGACUUCUGCAACCGCUACAUCACCUGCCUCAAAACCAAGAUGCACAGUGACAACCUACUCAGGAACGACCUGGGGGGGCCCUACUCCCCCAACCCCUCCUCCAUCAGCCUCCACCCCCAGGAGAUGCUGCAGAGCUCCCCAGCAGCGCUGCCGCCGGCCUCCAACCCCCCUGCGGGCAUCGUGGUGCCCGCGGCCACUCUGCCCCCUGGCAACCUGGCCAUGGGCACCGGCAGCAGCUCGCCCGCCGUGCCAGGUGGAGCCUUGUACCAGCCCGUGACCAUGGUGACGUCGCAGGGCCAGGUGCUCGCCCAGGCCAUCACCCCUGGUGCCCUGCAGAUCCCCAAUGCCCAGGUGAACCUGGAUCUCACCUCCCUCCUUGAUGGUGAGGACAAGAAGUCCAAGAACAAGCGGGGGGUCCUGCCCAAACACGCCACCAACAUCAUGCGCUCAUGGCUCUUCCAGCAUCUCAUGCACCCCUACCCCACAGAGGAUGAGAAGAGGCAAAUUGCUGCCCAAACCAACCUGACCCUCUUGCAAGUCAACAACUGGUUCAUAAACGCCCGGCGGCGCAUCCUGCAGCCCAUGCUGGACGCCAGCAACCCGGACCCAGCCCCCAAAGCCAAGAAAAUCAAAUCCCAGCACCGGCCCACGCAGCGGUUCUGGCCCAACUCCAUCGCCGCCGGCGUCCUGCAGCAGCAGGGGGGCAAUGCAGGGACAAACCCUGACGGCUCGCUCAGCAUGGACAACCUCCAGCCCCUCUCAUCAGCCACUGCCACCAUGGCCAUGCAGCAGGCAAUGCUGGCAGCCCAUGACGACUCCCUGGAUGGCACCGAGGAAGAGGAGGAGGAUGAGGAGGAUGAGGACGAGAUGGAGGAGGAGGAGGAAGAGGAGGAAGAGCUGGAGGAAGAGCCUGGUGGCCUCCCAGCGGCACCUGGUGCUGACCUUGGUUUGGACCACAGUGACUCACUGGAAUAGCUCCUCCUGCACCCUCACAAAUCAUUGACAGCACCAGAUACAAAAUUCCCCCCAAAAUGCAAAAAAAAAUAAAGGCAAGAAGAAGAAAUUAGUGAGCAAAAAGCAAACUGGCAGUGCUGGCAGAGGCCCUGGCUGCCCCAGGAGCACAGGGACCACCAUGGCAGCGCCCAGGAGUGGACACACGUUUACAAGGCACAUAUUGUGGCCAGAUGAAUCUUUUCUUUCAGGUUUUGUUUUUCUUUUUCCCUUCAUUUUUUGGUAAGCAAAAGCAUUUUUAGGGAAAGUUGUUUUCCCCACGUGACGCUCGGAUGCUGGUGGGCAGUGGUGGGUGGGCCACUGCAUCCAUCCCUUGGAUUUCUUGGUGCAAAGAAAAGCCAAACCAACCCUAGGACUUGAUGCUUUUUGGAUUUUUCCCUCAGAAAGGUCAUUCACAGGCAUAAAUACUGGCAUGGAGGGGGAAGAAAAAUAAUCAGCGAGUGCAAAUUCUGCUAUAUCCAAGGAGGGUUUGGUGCUUGACUCAUGGGAUUGCCCAAACCUCCCAACUUUGGCCCCAGUGCUGAGGCUGCUUGGUGACUCUGGACACAACUUUCUGGAAAAGGGAGGAAAUUCCUCCAAAUCCUUUAAUUUAUGUGCUAAAACCUCUGCUGAAUCUGGAAAAAAUCCAACUCACCCCAUUCUCAUCCUUAAGGGCCGAGAUUGGAGGCAGAGUUGGGGCAAAGGCUGCCGGAAGUAAAACUUUUCCAAAGGCAUUUUGGCACAGAGUUAGUUAAAAAUGGGGGGAAAUUGGUUUAAAAAAACUCGAGAUUUCACCCAAAAUUGAAUGGCGAUGGGCAAGACUCGCCUGGGUGGAAGGAAACUAAGUAUUGUUGCUUAAAAGAUGAUUUCUCCCUGGUAUUGUCCCUCCACAUGGCAAAAUGGUGGAGCUGUAGCCCCAUGGGGGAAGGCAACUGCCAAAAACCCUGUAUUUUGGGUUUUUUUAAUUUUAAAUGCUAGCAAAAGGGUGGAUUCGCCUUAAAAUGUGGCAUGGGAGGAAAUGCAAAAGCAAACCAGGGCAAAAAUAAAGGAAUUGUUUUCUGCAGGUUCCUGCUCUAAAUGUGAGAUUCUAGGAGAAGGAUCAUUUUCUUGGAGGCUCUUUGCCCAUAUUGUCCUUUUUUUUCCCUGGCUCUUGAAGAGUUGACCAAAAGCAGCUGAACAAGAGCUGGGAUAAAAAACACAAGUGAUGCAAUGGGCAGAAAUGCCUAUUUUUGGAUACUGAUCUGGCGUGAAUGUAAUCUGUAAUUUCAUAAAGGAUUCAUUGUAAUUUAGUAUUAA
Molecule: messenger RNA, 2667 nt
Organism: Agelaius phoeniceus (red-winged blackbird)
Lineage: Eukaryota; Metazoa; Chordata; Aves; Passeriformes; Icteridae
Gene: PKNOX2
Product: PBX/knotted 1 homeobox 2
Biological process (GO): regulation of DNA-templated transcription
Molecular function (GO): DNA binding
Source: RefSeq, a predicted model, not a curated record